Molecule: messenger RNA, 867 nt
Organism: Prunus armeniaca (apricot)
Lineage: Eukaryota; Viridiplantae; Streptophyta; Magnoliopsida; Rosales; Rosaceae
Source: the annotation of a GenBank genome assembly
AUGGCAUCACUAGCAACCCAUUUCUCAGCGUUCGUGUUGCUCUUUCCCAUAGGCCUACGUCGCCUACUCUGCUCCUCCUCUCUCUACCUCAAGAACCCAUCUCUCUACCGAUCCAAAAUCUGGUAUUUCUCAGAACCCAAAUGGAAAAACUUUGAUUUGUACACUCUCACCAUAGCCCUCCCCAUUGCUUCCUUCUCCGAAAUUUUUAUCUUUUUGGCCUUUUCGGGCCACCCCACGUAUCGUUUCGCGUUUUUCCAGCAAUCAGCAGCCAUUUUCAUGUUCUGGGCACUCAUCAUUUUGAUCAUCUGCCGUGAAAAUAUUGACACUUUGCAUAUCGAUGAAGGGUUCGUCUUCGUUAUCGCAGCCAUUUCGUUCCUGGUCGAGUAUUCGGUGAUCGGCAAGGGAAUUUCGGGUCUUGGUGGAGCUAUGUAUGAUAUAUUAGGUACAUUGACCCUUGUUUGUGCUGUUUGUUCCUUGUAUUUAUCAAUUAGGCCCUGUUCGUUUUGCGCCGAGUUUUUCUUGUCCUCUGGAUUGGUCUUAAAGGGCACUUGGAUUUUGCAACUUGGGUUGUCCUUGUACACUGAUGCAUUUGGAUUAAAAGGGUGCAAGAAAAUGUCAGUUUGGCCAAACCAGGAGAAUGCUGAGUGGAAAUGUGAUCUUGAGGAGGAUGGUUUGAGGGGUGUUUCUUUGAUGACGCUGCUGUUCAUUGGGCAUGCAAUUGCAGUCUUGCUAUUGAGUUUGAUGUUGUUUGCUUUGGUGGCAAGUAACUGGAAUUUGAGGUGUAGUGAGGCCAGUGGCCCGUUGCUAGCGCAGCUUGAUUCGGGGCAUGUGUUGAUGCCUUCUAGCCUCGACCUCGAUAUGGAAUGA